This is a messenger RNA of Insectozyma verbasci, 3549 nucleotides long. NCBI's taxonomy places the organism in Eukaryota, Fungi, Ascomycota, Pichiomycetes, Serinales, Debaryomycetaceae. The record is from the annotation of a GenBank genome assembly.
AUGUCUUUUUCAACUCAAUCUAAUACUCAAAAUGCAAGUAAAAUUAAUCAAAUGAGAAGAGAUUCAACUGUUUUAGGUCAAAUGAAUAAAAUACUUGUUGCUAAUAGAGGUGAAAUUCCAAUUCGUAUAUUUAGAACUGCUCAUGAAUUGUCAAUGCAAACUGUUGCUAUAUAUUCUCAUGAAGAUAGAUUAUCAAUGCAUAGAUUAAAAGCUGACGAAUCUUAUGCUAUAGGUAAAAAAAAUGAAUUUACUCCUGUUGGUGCUUAUUUACAAAUUGAUGAAAUUAUAAAUAUUGCAAAACAACAUAAUGUUAAUAUGAUUCAUCCUGGUUAUGGUUUUCUUUCCGAAAAUAGUGAAUUUGCAAAAAAAGUUGAAGAAAAUGGUAUAAUUUGGAUUGGUCCAAGUUAUAAAACUAUAGAUUCCGUGGGUGAUAAAGUUUCCGCAAGAACUUUAGCUAUUGAAAAUGAUGUGCCUGUUGUUCCUGGAACUCCUGGUCCAGUUGAUAAUAUUAAAGAUGCAAAAACAUUUGUUGAAAAAUAUGGUUUACCAGUUAUUAUAAAAGCUGCUUUUGGUGGUGGUGGUAGAGGUAUGAGAGUUGUUAAAGAAGGUGAUGAUAUUGAAGAUGCUUUUAAAAGAGCUACAUCUGAAGCAAAAACUGCUUUUGGUAAUGGUACUUGUUUUAUUGAACGAUUUUUAGAUAAACCAAAACAUAUUGAAGUUCAAUUAUUAGCUGAUAAUUAUGGUAAUGUUAUACAUUUAUUUGAAAGAGAUUGUUCUGUUCAGAGAAGACAUCAAAAAGUGGUUGAAAUUGCACCUGCAAAAAAUUUACCUAAAUCUGUUAGAGAUGCAAUUUUAACUGAUGCUGUUAAAUUGGCAAAAAAUUGUAAUUAUAGAAAUGCUGGUACAGCUGAAUUUUUAGUUGAUGAAAAAAAUAGACAUUAUUUCAUUGAAAUAAAUCCAAGAAUUCAAGUUGAACAUACAAUUACUGAAGAAAUUACUGGUGUUGAUAUAGUUGCAGCUCAAAUUCAAAUUGCAGCUGGUGCAAGUUUGCAACAAUUGGGUUUAUUACAAGAUAAAAUCACAACAAGAGGUUUUGCAAUUCAAUGUAGAAUUACAACUGAAGAUCCAGCAAAAAAUUUUCAACCAGAUACUGGUAAAAUUGAAGUUUAUAGAUCUGCUGGUGGAAAUGGUGUUAGAUUAGAUGGUGGUAAUGGAUUUGCUGGUUCAAUUAUCUCCCCACAUUAUGAUUCAAUGUUGGUUAAAUGUUCAUGUUCUGGUUCAACAUUUGAAAUCGCAAGAAGAAAAAUGAUUCGUGCUUUAAUUGAAUUUAGAAUAAGAGGUGUUAAAACAAAUAUACCAUUUUUAUUGGCUUUAUUGACAAAUGAAACUUUUAUUGCUGGAAACUGUUGGACAACUUUUAUCGAUGAUACUCCAUCAUUAUUCCAAAUGAUUAGUUCACAAAAUAGAGCAACUAAAUUAUUAUUAUAUUUAGCAGAUUUAGUUGUAAAUGGUUCUUCAAUUAAAGGUCAAAUUGGUUAUCCAAAAUUAGAAACUGAAGCUUUAAUACCUGAUUUACAUGAUCCAAAAACUGGUAUUAAAAUUGAUAUUAAUCAUAUUCAACAACCACCAAGAGGUUGGAGACAAGUUUUAUUGGAAGAAGGUCCAGAAAGUUUUGCUAAAAAAGUUCGUGAAUUUAAUGGUUGUUUAAUUACUGAUACAACUUGGAGAGAUGCUCAUCAAUCUUUAUUGGCAACAAGAGUUAGAACUAUUGAUUUAUUAAAUAUUGCUUCUACUACAGCUUUUGCAUUAAAUGGAGCAUUUUCCUUAGAAUGUUGGGGUGGUGCAACUUUUGAUGUUUGUAUGAGAUUUUUAUAUGAAGAUCCAUGGGUUAGAUUAAGAAAAUUGAGAAAGUUAGUUCCAAAUAUUCCAUUUCAAAUGUUAUUAAGAGGUGCAAAUGGUGUUGCAUAUUCAUCAUUACCUGAUAAUGCAAUUGAUCAAUUUGUUAAAGAGGCUAAAGAUAAUGGAGUUGAUAUAUUUAGAGUUUUUGAUGCAUUAAAUGAUUUAGAACAAUUGAAAGUUGGUGUUGAUGCUGUUAAAAAAGCAGGUGGUGUAGUUGAAGCAACCGUUUGUUAUUCAGGUGAUAUGUUAAAACCUGGUAAAAAAUAUAAUUUAGAAUAUUAUUUAAAAGUUGUUGAUGAAAUUGUUAAAAUGGGUACACAUUUCCUUGGUAUCAAAGAUAUGGCAGGUACAUUAAAACCAACAGCAGCAAAAAUUUUGAUUAGUUCAAUUAGAGAAAAAUAUCCAAAUUUACCAAUUCAUGUUCAUACUCAUGAUUCUGCUGGUACUGGAGUUGCUUCGAUGACUGAAUGUGCAAAAGCUGGUGCUGAUGUAGUUGAUACUGCAUCAAAUUCAAUGUCUGGUAUGACUUCACAACCAUCUAUAUCAGCAAUUUUAGCAUCAUUAGAAGGUAAUAUAAAUACAGGAUUAUCAGAAUCUUUAAUUAGAGAAUUAGAUUCAUAUUGGGCUCAAAUGAGAUUAUUAUAUUCAUGUUUUGAGGCUGAUUUGAAAGGUCCAGAUCCUGAAGUUUAUCAACAUGAAAUUCCAGGUGGUCAAUUAACAAAUUUAUUGUUCCAAGCUCAACAAUUAGGUUUAGGUACAAAAUGGUUACAAACUAAAGAAACUUAUAAAAUUGCCAAUAAAAUUUUGGGUGAUUUAGUUAAAGUUACACCAACUUCUAAAGUUGUUGGAGAUUUAGCACAAUUUAUGGUUAGUAAUAGUUUAACAGAAGAAGAUGUUAAUAGAUUAGCAUCAGAAUUAGAUUUCCCGGAUUCCGUUUUAGAUUUUAUGGAAGGUUUAAUGGGUACACCUUACGGAGGUUUUCCUGAACCACUUCGUACUAAUAUGUUAUCAAAUAAACGUCAAAAAUUAAAUAAAAGACCAGGAUUAACAUUACAACCAAUUAAUUUUGAAUUAAUCAAGCAAGAAUUAAUAUCUAGAUAUGGUACAAAUAUAACAGAUACUGAUAUUGCAUCAUAUGUAAUGUAUCCAAAAGUUUAUGAACAAUUUAGAAAAAUUUUAGAUAAAUAUGGAGACUUAUCAGUUUUACCAACAAGAUAUUUUUUAAAACCAUGUAAUAUAGGUGAAGAAAUUGUUGUUGAUAUUGAACAAGGUAAAACAUUAAUUAUUAAAUUAUUAGCAACUGGUGAAGUUUCAAAUAAAACAGGUGCAAAAGAAGUUUUUUUCGAAUUAAAUGGUGAAAUGAGAUCAGUUACAGUUGAUGAUAAAACAGUAGCUGUUGAAACUAAAUCAAGACCAAAAGCUCAACAACCAAAUGACGUUGGUGCACCAAUGGCUGGAGUUGUUAUUGAAAUUAGAGCUCAUAAACAUCAGGAAGUUAAAAAAGGUGAUCCUAUUGCUGUUUUAUCAGCAAUGAAAAUGGAGAUGGUUAUUAGUGCUCCUGUUUCUGGUAUGGUUGGUGAUUUAUUAAUUAAAGAGGGUGAUUCUGUUGAUGCUAACGAUUUAAUAACAAGCAUUCUGAAACAUGCUUAA